UUUCAAGUGCCUUAAAAUGUUUUGCAAGGAUAUAUUUAUCCUGAAAAGACAAAGAUGCAUUUCAAAGUAUUGUUUUAAUUCUAAAUAAAAUCUCAUCCUACAUACACAUGGACUAUUUUAUUACUGCAGAGAUCUGAAAAAGAAAAACAAACAAACAAAAAAAAAAACAAGAAAAAACAAACAACCAAAACAGACACGACAGCCAUUUUUUCCCAUCUGAGUAAGGAAGAAUAUUAUCAAAAAUAGUAAUAGCUUAAGAUUCCAACUCUUUAUUUGCCGAGAAUGCCAUUUUAUAAUAUCAACAUUCUGGGAAGAUAAAUAAGAAAGACUAUGGUAAAAGAAGGGAGAAAAUAAAUGAGAAAAUGCAGAAGACAGUAGGGGGAGAGAGUCUCUAUCACAUAGCCCCAAUUGAAGGAUUAAGCAUUUGGACUAUAAAUGAAGGGGAGCUUUGUUAGUUUAAUCACUGGAACAAUUAUAAAAGAACUCAACAACAACGAGGUUUAUUGAAAAUUUUGCCUAAUGCUAACUGACCCAUGCAGAUGCCUAAUUGUAUUUGCAUAUUAAAAGAAGGGUGUAUCUGUUUGUUUCCAGGCUUUGAUGGAAUAUCAGAUAUUGAAAAUGUCUCCCAGCCUGUUCAUCCUUCUGUUUCUCACACCUGGUAUUUUAUGCAUUUGCCCUCUCCAAUGUAUAUGCACCGAGAGGCACAGGCAUGUGGACUGUUCAGGCAGAAACCUGACUACAUUACCAUCUGGACUGCAAGAGAAUAUCAUCCAUUUAAAUCUGUCUUAUAACCACUUUACUGAUCUGCAUAACCAGUUAACCCAGUACACCAAUCUGAGGACCCUGGACAUUUCAAACAACAGGCUUGAAAGCUUGCCUGCUCAGUUACCUCGGUCCCUCUGGAACAUGUCUGCUGCUAACAACAACAUUAAACUGCUUGAAAAAUCUGAUACUGCUUAUCAGUGGAACCUUAAAUAUCUGGAUGUUUCUAAGAAUAUGCUGGAAAAGGUUGUCCUCAUUAAAAAUACACUAAGAAGUCUUGAGGUUCUCAACCUCAGCAGUAACAAACUCUGGACAGUUCCAACCAACAUGCCCUCCAAACUACAUAUUGUGGACCUGUCUAACAAUUCCUUGACACAAAUCCUUCCAGGAACAUUAAUAAACCUGACAAAUCUCACACAUCUUUACCUGCACAACAAUAAGUUCACAUUCAUUCCAGAUCAAGCUUUUGACCGACUCUUUCAGUUGCAAGAGAUAACCCUUUACAAUAACAGAUGGUCAUGUGACCAUAAACAAAACAUUACUUACUUACUGAAGUGGAUGAUGGAAACAAAAGCCCAUGUAAUAGGGACUCCCUGUUCUAGCCAAAUAUCACCUUUGAAGGAACAUAACAUAUACCCCACACCUUCUGGAUUUACCUCAAGCUUGUUCACUGUAAGUGGGAUGCAGACAGUGGACACCAUUAACUCUCUGAGUAUGGUAACUCAAUCCAAAGUGACCAAAAUACCCAAACAAUAUCGAACAAAGGAAGCAACGUUUGGUGCCACUCUAAGCAAAGACACCACCUUUACUAGCACUGACAAGGCUUUUGUACCCUAUCCAGAAGAUACAUCCACAGAAACGAUCAAUUCACAUGAAGCAGCAGCUGCAACUCUAACUAUUCACCUCCAAGAUGGAAUGGUUACAAACACAAGCCUCACUAGCUCAACAAAAUCAUCCCCAACACCCAUGACCCUAAGUAUUACUAGUGGCAUGCCAACUAAUUUCUCUGAAAUGCCUCAACAAAGCACAACCCUUAACUUACGGAGGGAAGAGACGACGACAAAUGUAAAGACUCGCUUACCUUCUUCUGUGGCAAGUGCUUGGGAAGUAAAUGCUUCGUUUCUCUUAAUGCUCAAUGCUGUGGUCAUGCUGGCUGGCUAA
This is a messenger RNA of Physeter macrocephalus (sperm whale), 1923 nucleotides long. RefSeq names its product oligodendrocyte myelin glycoprotein (gene OMG). The transcript has a single exon. Lineage: Eukaryota; Metazoa; Chordata; Mammalia; Artiodactyla; Physeteridae. Gene Ontology annotation, biological process: neuron projection regeneration. Bases 598 to 1923 code for a protein of 441 amino acids. Gene Ontology annotation, molecular function: protein binding. The record is from RefSeq and is a predicted model, not a curated record.